Myotis daubentonii (Daubenton's bat) is the source of this 1223-nucleotide messenger RNA. RefSeq names its product Rieske Fe-S domain containing (gene RFESD). Lineage: Eukaryota; Metazoa; Chordata; Mammalia; Chiroptera; Vespertilionidae. The record is from RefSeq and is a predicted model, not a curated record. Gene Ontology annotation, molecular function: 2 iron, 2 sulfur cluster binding.
AAUCUCAUCUCUCUUUUUGUCUCCAGUGCCAUGGAAACUGAGUUAAUGUCUAUUUUUAAUUUAACCUGAAUGGAUUCCUUAUGCUGGAAAGGUAGCUAAUAGAGACUGGGGUCCAUUUAACUAAUUUGGGAUUUUAUGUGGUGUCAACGCCUUUAGAAACCCAAUUUUAGGCACAAGUCAAAAAAAAUAUUUCUCAGAGUAAACCGUGGAACAAAAUGGCUAAAUUUUUUUCAGAAGGACAUCUUCAUCUAUCCCGCCAACUGGGUACCCUGGUUAAUUUUUCACUUUCUUUUUAUUCAGCUAAGAUUCUACUAUCUUAAGGUUGAUUCAAAAUAGAGGAAAUGUGUGGGAGCAUCUGAAUAGUGCAUCAGAGUAACAGUAGUUAAGCUAGCAUGGAUCUUGGUAGCCCUGAACAAGAUCCUGAAAUGAAGGAGGAAUAUUCUUCUGUCUGUGUUGGCAGAGAAGAUGACAUUAAGAAAUCUGAAAGGAUGACAGCUGUUGUCCAUGAUAGAGAAGUGGUCAUUUUCUACCACAAAGGAGAAUAUCAUGCUAUGGAUAUUCGCUGUUACCACUCAGGAGGACCUUUACAUUUGGGAGAAAUAGAGGAUUUUGAUGGACGACCGUGUAUAGUUUGCCCCUGGCAUAAAUUCAAAAUUACUUUGGCAACAGGAGAAGGACUAUAUCAGUCUAUAAACCCUAAAGACCCAUCAGCAAAACCCAAGUGGUGUUCCAAAGGAAUAAAGCAAAGGAUUCAUACAGUGACAGUGGACAAUGGGAAUAUUUAUGUGACUCUUUCUAAUGAACCUGUUAAGUAUGACUCAGAUUUUUAUGCCACUGGAAACUUCAAAGUAAUUAAGAGUCCUUCCUGAUAAAAUUAUAUGGCAAUGAAAAGUGUGUAUGUUUUAAAAAUAACCUUGCUUCAAUACCAAAGAUGAUUACUUUUUUCCAACAUAGGCACAUUACUUAUCUUUAAAAAUCAUACAGUUCUGAAAGAUUCAAAAGCAUAAGUACUGAGUAUGAAAUCUAUAAAAUGCAUAGGCCUGGUAUGUGCACUUAAAGAAGGAUGAAAGUAAUUUGAACUAAAAUGAAGAAAAGGUAUAAGAUAAGAUCUGUUAAGAAAAAUUGGGGUGGUCCUUGACGUAGCGGGUUUUAUUUAUCAUGGAAAAGUUGAAUAUAUGCAAAGUAAACAGAAUUAUAUAAUAAACUCAUAUCACCCAACUUCA